AUGUGCUGUAGUCAGUCAAACCAUGAUCCAUCAGACCUACAACAGAAGUAUGACUCCUCCCAUCACACCAAGUUCACCACUAACUCCUCAGUGUCUGCAAACCUAGUCCCCCUCACCAUCGUCAAAGGCGCUGGCCACGAGUUCAUCCCCCUUCCCCAGGGAGAGAACGCCACCACUGCCGACUUUCACUCGAUCCGAACCAAGACGACCGAUUCUCCCACCCACCUGACCUCGGGCUUCUACAAGAUUGUCGCUGGCAAGGCACGACCUGCUCACUAUAACUUUGAGGAGACCAAGUACAUCCUGAGCGGUCAGAUUGACAUUCUGGACGAGGCCACUGGCAUCACCCACCACCUUGUCCCUGGUGACUUUGCCUUUUUCCACGUCGGCUCCAAGGUCCAGUUCUCCACCAAGUCCGAGGGCCUUGCCUUUUACGCCGUCACUCGACCCGUCCGAACUCCCCACCCCAACCUGCAGGGUCGCGAGGAGAGCACCAAGUCCCGCCUGUAA
Fusarium vanettenii 77-13-4 is the source of this 510-nucleotide messenger RNA. RefSeq lists its product as uncharacterized. Bases 1 to 510 code for a protein of 169 amino acids. The transcript is spliced from 3 exons. The record is from RefSeq and is a predicted model, not a curated record. NCBI's taxonomy places the organism in Eukaryota, Fungi, Ascomycota, Sordariomycetes, Hypocreales, Nectriaceae.